Molecule: messenger RNA, 869 nt
Organism: Anthonomus grandis grandis
Lineage: Eukaryota; Metazoa; Arthropoda; Insecta; Coleoptera; Curculionidae
Product: ankyrin repeat domain-containing protein 49-like
Exons: 4
Coding region: 115-717 (200 amino acids)
Molecular function (GO): protein binding
Source: RefSeq, a predicted model, not a curated record
UUGACACAUAAUGUCAUAACAAACCGGCAUAUUAAAAGAAAUUUAAAAAUAUUUUAAGUUUUCAUAAAUUUUCUUUUAUUUACCUUGAAUCCCACCUUUUGUGGCACUAAAACCAUGACAGACGAUUCACAAUUUCUUGUAAGCGGCUGGGAAGAUGAUGCAAAUGAUGUUGACGAUAGCAGAAACCCAUCAGCCAUUGUCGAAUACAAAAUCCUAGAGGCAUCUGAAAAUGGUGACUUAGAAACCAUCAAAGAACUUCUCCGGCAGGACCCUAAUUUGGUCCACACUACAGACAAAGACAACUACACUCCCUUACAUCGUGCCUGUUACGCCAACAACUUGGAAGUUGUAAAAUAUCUUGUAAGCAAUGGGGCCAACUUGUCUGCUAAAACAGAAAUGCAAUGGGAACCUUUACACUCUUGUUGCCAGUGGGGUAACUUUAAAUGUGCCGCUGUGUUAAUACAGCAUGGGGCGAACGUUAAUGCGGUGUCUGAAGGAGGUCAAACUCCAUUGCAUAUUGCAGCUACUCACGGGAAGAAUUAUGAUGUGAUUCAAAUGUUACUGUUGCACCCUUAUAUUAAUCCUUUUAUAAAGAAUAACAGUGGGGAGACUGCGGCAGAUAUAGCCAGAAGGAGUUCUAAGUAUUAUAAUGUGUUCGAUAUGGCCGAUCCACUUUUGAGUGUUAAUAACAUUGAGUUGCUUGAAUGUAAGAAGUAAUUAGUAAGUUUAGGUUUAUAAAACAAGUAUUUUAUUUGUUAUAGUGUAUGAAAUGUGAUGGAAAUGGUAGGUAUUUUAUUUAUUUUUUUUUAUAAUAUUUGAUACCAAUUGUUGAGUAAUAAAAAGGUUUGUAAAUAAUUAUUUCAAUUUUA